Messenger RNA from Dibothriocephalus latus, 250 nucleotides. The record is from the annotation of a GenBank genome assembly. NCBI's taxonomy places the organism in Eukaryota, Metazoa, Platyhelminthes, Cestoda, Diphyllobothriidea, Diphyllobothriidae.
GAGAAUUGUCGAUGUUGGUGUCGUUGGUGAAUUGCAUAUGCGACAGAUUGGUCUGGUGUUGUUGGAAUUUUUAGUCAUUAUGGGUUUCGACACCAUUAACCACUCGCAUCCAAAAACGUGCGGUCAGGGAAGCCGUUGCUGCCGCGUCUGCUCCAACAGACACGGUCUGAUUAGGAAAUAUGGCCUCAACAUGUGCCGUCAAUGCUUCCGGCAAUAUUGUUAUCAGAUUGGCUUUAAAAAGCUCGAUUAA